UUAAUAAUUAAAAAACACAUGGAAAAGAAAUAUUGAUGAAUGGUUAUUAAGAAACACCUGUUCUUUUGGCGGCGACGGCAGUAUCGGAGGCAGCAACGUUAGCGGCGUUGAUUGUGACAGUGCCCAAUCAGACCGAUAGCCUAACCAAUGCCGAAGGUGCAAGAAUUAGAUGAACGCCAUAACAAUGACGUCAGUGUCAAAAUGAACUCAUGGAUCAGAUAAAAUUAUUUUUAAUUAGCGUUAAGUUAACAUUAAACCAAGCGUGGGUUUAUUAAUUAAAAGUUAGUUCGAAUAUUGCCGCGCUCCAAGCAGAAGCUAGUAUAUAUGUGAAGACGCCGGAAAUCCAUCUAUAACCGGGAUGCAAAACAACAGUAACUGUUGUGUACAAGUACAGUAACAUUUCCGCCUUUUUAUUUCUUUAUUACAUACAAUUUACUGGCGAAAUGGUUUAACAUAUAGUGGAAAAAUUUACGUGAAACGUGGUUUAUUUUAAUCUUAUCACAGUCAUCAAUGUGGUUAUGAUACAGAGGGAUUGAAGAUGAAGAAUACUUGAUUUGCAAAAACAUAUAUCCAGGCUCACCAAAUUAGAGUUCAAUUAAAAAUAUGGGCAAUAAAAACAGUUGCUGUUCAUAUUCCAGUCCACAGACUAGUCACAGGGUUAUUAUCCCUAUUGAGGAUGGCUUGCAGGAGGGUGAGAGUAGUGUUAAUAAUUUACAACAUAUAAGUGAAAGAGAGACUGAUGAUGGGGAUGCUGAUCCAUCACAAGACCCUAUGGCAAAAACCAUUUUUAUGGAACGAUCUAAGGCUGCCAUUGAAAAUGGGUUAAUCCGAAGGAAAAGUCAACAUCAAAUUGCUGAUUUGAGGCCUCUUAAAAAGAGCAGUUCAUGUUCUACCAUUUACUUGGAUGACAGCACAGUCUCUCAACCUAAUUUAAAAAAUACAGUGAAAUGUGUUGCAUUGGCCAUCUACUAUCAUAUAAAAAAUAGGGAUUCGGAGAGACAAAUAGAAAUUUUUGAUGAGAAACAACACCCAUUAACAAGGGAUGGUGUCAAUGAUGAAUAUGACAAACACAAUCCAGAACAUAGACAGAUUUACAAAUUUGUAAGGACUCUAUUUAAUGCUGCCCAACUUACAGCUGAAUGUGCUAUAAUUACUUUAGUCUAUUUGGAAAGAUUAUUGACUUAUGCUGAACUCGAUAUUGCACCAUCCAAUUGGAAACGAAUUGUUUUAGGUGCCAUAUUAUUAGCAUCCAAGGUUUGGGAUGAUCAAGCAGUUUGGAAUGUGGACUACUGUCAGAUAUUGAAAGAUAUCACUGUGGAGGAUAUGAAUGAACUGGAGAGGCAAUUUUUGGAGCUGUUGCAGUUUAACAUUAAUGUACCAUCAAGUGUCUAUGCAAAAUAUUACUUUGAUCUGCGUACACUUGCAGAGGCUAAUGACUUAUCUUUUCCGAGUGAACCGCUCAGCAAGGACAGGGCUCAAAAACUUGAAGCUAUGUCUCGUGUCAUGGAAGACAAGUAUGCGGCGGAGGCAUUGAAGAAUGGCUUUAAAAAAUGGUCUAGUUUGGAUAACAUAAAUACGAACGGAGCAGGCGUCAGGAGAAGUGUCGCCAUAUUAUCAUGAUUCCAGAUAUAUUUUAUCCCACUAAUUUUCAAAAUUCAUAAUUAUUUUUCAAUAACCAAAGUGUGUCUAGUGAUUUUUUUUUUGUUGAAUUUCCUCUUUUAAUAUAUAUAAUAUGUAUGUAUAAAAGAGAGAACAGAUUUCAAAGUUUCUAUAGGGCCAAAAAGGGAGUAUAUUAUUUUAGGUUUCCUUAUUCAUAUUUGCAAAAUACCUUUAUUAUUGUGUCAAAUUGUGUGUAUUGUCUUCCAACAGAACAAAUAAUGUUACUUUGACCACUUUUUGAUUUAUUCUUUUUGUUUUCCAAUUAGAACAUGAAAUAAGUACUAAUUAUAUCUUUCU
This is a messenger RNA of Nicrophorus vespilloides, 1956 nucleotides long. Its product is annotated as cyclin-Y-like protein 1. Gene Ontology annotation, cellular component: plasma membrane. The transcript has 2 exons. The record is from RefSeq and is a predicted model, not a curated record. The coding region runs from base 604 to 1620 and encodes 338 amino acids. Gene Ontology annotation, biological process: regulation of canonical Wnt signaling pathway; regulation of cyclin-dependent protein serine/threonine kinase activity. Gene Ontology annotation, molecular function: protein kinase binding; cyclin-dependent protein serine/threonine kinase activator activity. NCBI's taxonomy places the organism in Eukaryota, Metazoa, Arthropoda, Insecta, Coleoptera, Silphidae.